Molecule: messenger RNA, 5884 nt
Organism: Mustela erminea (ermine)
Lineage: Eukaryota; Metazoa; Chordata; Mammalia; Carnivora; Mustelidae
Gene: BCLAF3
Product: BCLAF1 and THRAP3 family member 3
Exons: 13
Coding region: 308-2527 (739 amino acids)
Biological process (GO): positive regulation of transcription by RNA polymerase II
Cellular component (GO): mediator complex
Molecular function (GO): transcription coregulator activity; DNA binding
Source: RefSeq, a predicted model, not a curated record
CGAAGGAGUAGAGAGCACGGGUCGGUGGGAGAGCCGGCCAGCGCGAGGCCGCGGACGCAGGCGGGGCCAGAGCGGGGGCGGGGCGAGGCGGUUCCGGAAGGAAGUGGUUCCGGGUCCCGUGGCCCGGCGGUGGUAGCUGUGGUACCUCUGCUGUGGGAGGCGGCGGCCCUGCGAGGGGCGAGGCCCGAGGGGCUGGCGGCCGGGCUGGCGGCGGCGGCGGCCGGGCUGGCGGCGGCGGCCGAGCUGCCGGCGGCGGCGGGGACUUCCCGGCCGGUGUAAAAGCGGAUGGUGGCUCAAGUGUCAGAGGAUGGCACGGUCACGCUCUCGAUCCCCCAGGUGGAAACACAGGUCUUUAUCACCAGUACCUAGAAAUUCUGAACACUACAAGCAAAGACAUUCUCAUGGGCAUUAUGGCUGUGAAUAUAGGAAGGAUCCAAAAAGACCCAUCACUUGGCGAAUGGACAGUGAGAAACAUGGACAGAGUAAACCAAGGAUUCCUUCUCGUGGAAAUGUGCAUUACCGAUCUUACGAACACAGAUCACCUUCCCCAAAUUUAAGAAGAGACUCUUUAGAAAAUGUUUAUACUUACAAGCCUUACCGAGCAUACUUGUCAGGAAGAGGAGAUAGUAACAGAAGAUCUCACUAUAUGCCCAAAUACUCAGAAGAUGUACCCUACAAAGAGUACCCGAGGAACUGUUAUUCCCAGAAAGGCGAAGGAAGGUAUAUUCCUGAUGACUACAGAGUCAGAGGAAGUGGAAAAGGAGGGAAACCGCCUCCGAGGUCAAUAGCAGAUUCUUCUCGGUUUGAAGGAAAGUGGCACGAAGAUGAGUUGAGGCACCAGAGGAUACAAGAUGAAAACUAUUCUCAGUCACUGAGAAGAGGCUCUGAAGACUUUGAGAAAAGGAGCUCUUUUCCGAAGAGGUAUCCUGAGGAUCGUGAUUUCAGAAAAUAUGGAUACACAUCAAAAAGACCUAAAGAUGUGGAGAGGUAUGAAAACAGAGAGCCUGCCAGGAGCCCUCAGUGGAAGUUCGGGCAUUCUCUUCCAUCUUACCAAGAGAAGAAAGAGCAGCGGAACCUUGGACCGCACACUCAUCGACGUGCUCAGAGGGAACCGCCAGAGACCAGUUCAGCAGCCAAGGUAUCCUGUGACUAUCGCCACAAACGCCGUAAGACCUCAAGUGGGGACCAGGACUUUCCAGAUGGAAGAAUUCAGAAGUACUCUAAGGAGGAAGAUAGAAAGUCCAGUUCUCAAAAAGGCCCUGAAAAUAGACAGUCCAUUUGUUUUAAUGCUGGAAGAGGGAGAGAGACUGAAGGUGGGCAAGUGAAAGAACCUUCCAAACCAUCUAAGAAAGACUGCACUGACUGCACUGCCUCUACGCAUUCAAGUAAAAAUGAUGUUGGCUUGAGACCCUGCAGUGACAAACGGAAGGAGAAAGCAAAGAAAGAAGGGGAUGGCAGGAAAGAGAGCAACUCUUCCAGGAACCAGCUCGAUAAAAGUAACCUUUCCAAUGUGAAACCUUCAUCCGCCAGUCUUAGGAAGAAAUCACUUACUGUUAAAAUAGAUGUGAAGAAAUCACUAGAUACAUCCAGGGUUGCUUCUAGCUAUUCCACAGAGAGACAGAUGUCACAUGAUUUGGUUGCUGUUGGCAGGAAAAGUGAGAACUUUCAUCCAGUGUUUGAACAUCUUGACUCAACUCAGAAUACUGAAAACAAACCUACAGGAGAAUUUGCUCAGGAAAUCAUAACUAUAAUCCAUCAAGUUAAAGUUCCAGCCCCUCUCACCCAAAGAAGUGUGAUUCUUGGCAGAAAGGGAGGUGGUAUUGCAGAAAAAUCCAGGCGAUUGUCCCAGAACAGGAACACAAAUUAUUUUCCAUCAUCUGACAUUACUCUGCAUGAGCGUUUUUCAAAAAUGCGAGAUAUACAAGCUGCAGAUGUAAAUGAAAUUAAAUUGAAUUCAGAUCCAGAAAUUCACAGGAGAAUAGAUAUGUCUUUGGCUGAGCUUCAGAAUAAACAAACUAUGGUAUAUGAACCAGAACAGACUCUGGUCAAAAUAAUAGAUCCAAAUGAUCUACGACAUGACAUUGAAAGAAGGAGAAAAGAACGGUUACAGACUGAAGAUGAGCACAUUUUUCACAUAGCUAGUGCUGCAGAGAGGAAUGAUCAGCCCUCCAGUUUUUCGAGGUUGAAGAGUACUCAUGCCGAUGAAUUCCAAAAACCUAUGGAUUUUAUAAAGUCAAAUUUUAGAAAAUUUAUUCAGAAACCUCACAUGAAUUAUACUAUGCAGAGAAAAGACAUCAUUACUCAGAAACCCUUUGGAGUUGAGGGAAGACGUCAAAACACAGCAGGCUUUAGAAGACCUUUUAAGACCAACUUCAGAGGUGGCCGAUUCCAGCCCCACUAUAAAUCAGGCCUAGUACAGAAGAGCUUAUACAUUCAGGCUAAAUAUCAGCGGUUACGAUUUGCUGGUCCAAGGGGAUUUAUCACUAAUAAAUUCAGAGAAAAAUUACUGAGGAAAAAAAAGAUGUAAGUCCUGAGAAACUUUGUCUGUAUGAUUAAAGUAGAUGAGAAUGGAAGGACUUUUCUUGUAGCAAUGCCACUUGGUUCUUUGGACUCACUCUGAAUUAUAGGCCAAAAAAACCACUUAGUGAUCUGUCAUUAAAAACUGUUUUGAAUGUUUACUUUUACUUUACGACUUUGUCCUCCUUCAAUUUUAUUAAACAGAAGCAAAGACUCAGAAGCCAUGUGGCUUGCAGAAGUAUGCUACUUACUACUAGCUGCUAGGGCAGGUUCAUUUUCUUGACAUCAUUGCCAGUAUUUCCAAUUAUCCUGUUUUGGGGGAUCCCCAGGUAACGCAGAGUAGUAAAAUUCAGGAUGAGAAGGUGUAUCUUUCUCAUAUAAAGUAGGAGAUGAGGGACCAGCCCUAACCAGUUGUGCAGACAGGUUAGUUUUGGAAAGUGAACACUGGGAAUUUGAAGAUUUAGAUAUUACUUCUUUCCAAACUGUCUGUCCCCAUAUGCUCCUUGAAAAGUCUUCACGUGUCCCUAAUGGUAGGCAUACCCCAGUUUGAUAAUUGCUGACAUACUUAACCAAGCCUCUGCUGAUGACUUUGGGGUAGCUUCCAGGUUUUCUUUAUUUUCGGUAACACCACUGGGCACACUGACAUUUUGGUACCUUGCCAUAGUCUGCCUUUUACUUGUUUCUCCUCUGACCAGAAGUACCUGAAAAGGCCUGUUUACCUGCACCCUAGCCAGUUCUCUACAUUAUCAGUCUUUGUUAUCCAUUGUCAAUCUAAUAGAAGAAAACAGUUCUCAUUUACCUUUCUUUGGUUAUUAAUGAUGUAAGCCUUGUUUUAUGGGUCUAUUGGCUGAUUGCAUACCUUUCCUCAAUUUCCUUAUUUCUGUGUUUUGCCAGCAUUUCUGUUGAGGGAUAGUACUUUUUCUUAUUUAUUUGUAAGCAUUCUUGAUUUAUUGAGGGUAUUAACCUGUCAUACAUUUUGCUGGUAUUUAUUUUAUGUUUGUCAGUUGUUUUUGGUGGCUUUUACAUCACAAAACUUAUAAAUGUUCAUGAGUUUAUUUGAGUUGGUUCGAUAUGGCUUCUAGAUUUCUUAUCAUACUUAUCCUUACAAAAAUUCCUUAUGGUAUUUCCUUUAAGUGGUUUUAUGGUUAAUUCUUUAAACAUAUACAUAUUUAUUCCCUUUAGAAUUCAUUUUUAUGAAAUAACAUGAGCUUAGAAUCUAAUUUUUCCCAAUGAAUCGUCAGUUUUUAAACACCAUUAGUUAAAUAAUUUGUCCUUUCCCCCACUGAUUGAAAACGCUACCUUUAGCAUAUGCUACAUUCUUACAUAUUCCUCAUCUGUCUUUGGAAUCUUCGGAGCCUCUAACUUGUUUCCUUGUCUGCUGUGAUUUACUUAUUCUGUCCAUUUGCUACUAGCACAGUUAUUGUCCCAGAACACAGACUGAAUCAUGUCACUCUUAGGCAAACCCCUUCCAAGGAUUCUAUUGCCUACAAGAGAAGAGACCAGACUUUAUCGCCAGCUCCAGUCCUAAUAAGCUGCCUUUCUAAGCACAAUUCUUCAUGGACCUUCUGCUUUUUGGAGCAUAACAGACAUUUCCAUGUGCUUGUGUUUGCUGCUGGUGUUCUCUUGCCCAGAAGUAGCCUCCUGAUCCUCAUGGUUUUCUUAUUAAAACCCUUUUUUCCUUUUUUAAAACCUGUUUUCCUUUUAAGACCCACUGUGAAGCCUCAUCAGGGCUGCCUCUUGUUCCAUUUGGUCUCUUACUGUUGCUGUGUACCUUCCUGUUUCCCCAAAUAGAUCAUCAUCUCCUUGAGGAUAGAGGGUACCUCUUCAGUCUUCAUAUCUUCCCCUUUUUGCCUUUCAUAUAGCCUGUCUUCAGAAAAUGCCUGUUGAGUAGAAUCAAGCCUAAUCAUAUAUACAUACACACGCUCUCACAUGUCCAUGUAUAGCUCUAGAAAGUUAGUGAGUGGUAGCCAUCGUGUCGGGGGUCCCCAGGACCAGCCCCAGGUUUGGUGAUUGGCUGGGAACACUCAGGAGACUGAGCAUACGGUUACACUCACAGCUGUGAUGUGUUAGAGUGAGAACCGCACAGCACAUCGGCAGAGGGAAUUGGCACGCAGGUGACGCCCAGAGGACACCAGGUGCAAGUUUCCCAGGGUCCUUUCCCAGUGGAGUCGCACAGGACGUGCCUAAUUCCUCCUGCAACGCUGUGAUAACACAUGUGAAAUGUUGCCAACCAGGAAAGCUCGUUAGAGACUUGGUGGCCGGGGGUUUAUCAAGGGCUGGUCACGUGGGCACCCUCGGCCAGUUACAUGCUCAAAUUCUGGACCCUCAGAAGGAAAGCAGGUGUUCACCAUAGACCAUAUUGUUCGCACAGUUUAGACACUCAUCCAUGGUGUGAAUCCUCCCCAAAUCUAAGUUCCUGGCUGUAAGCCAGUGUCCGACCUUGGAAGCAGGCCUUUGAAAGGCUAGUAGUCAGGCAUCCUUUGCUGUAUUAACUCAUCAGUACAACCAUAGUUUCAAAGAGCUUAAUUUCACAAAUGGCAGAUGUCUAACGAGAGGAGGAAAAAUCAGUAUGUUGGGAAUGGCCAGAGAAAGUAGCUAAGUACUUUUGAGUUUCACUCUCCUCUUACAGAGGAGGCAAACUGAGUCGUAGAGAAGCGCAGGGCAUAGAAGGACGAUAGCCGAAGAUCCGUAUUUGGUGGUAGAGUGUUGACAGUUGGGUAAAGAAAGGAGUGUGCAACUUCUAGAAGGCCUCAAAAGCUGGGGAAAAUAUGGAGGAUGUGAUAGAGAAGUAGAACAUCCUGCUAGAACUGAGGAGAAAGUGCUGUUGAGGAUUCCUUGAUGAGCAGUGGGUACGCAGGGUUCAGGGGAGGAGACGAUAUUCAGGAAGACCCACGAGGGAGCAUUUGCAGUGAUACCCAGUGUCGGAUUAAGAAGAUUUAGACUACUAAAGUAGGUUUUCAAAUAAUUGGAGGAAUGGGGGAUCAAGCUGAGAGAUGGUGUGGGAGAAGCUAUGGCAAGGGUGAAAACAAGAUAUUUCAGUUGAAACAUUUUUAAGAAUUAUUAUAGUCAGAGUUUCCUUUUGAAGUUGUUAGUAGGCAAUGGAUAUUUGAAGGUCAACAUUUAUGAUUUUUAUAUUAUGUAACAAGUAAAGAAAUGGGACACAAUGAAGUCUACUUCUAUUUCAAGGAAUGAUGUUGACAAAAAAAUAUAUAUGUUUUAUAUAUAUAUAUGCAUGUAUUUUGAACAUUUCACUAAUUAAUCAAAAUUGAAAGAAGAAUAAGAAUUUUCUAUCAGCACUGCCUUUGUUUGGAAUUAAAUGUUUCCAUACUAAUGUAAAUGCCAAAAAAUAAAUCAACUUUUAAAUUUC